GCAAUUACCUGUUCCACCAGAACUGAUGUGAGCGCGAGUUGGCGAGCACAUGCCACGUUUGGAGAAGAGCCAAGUCUGAACUGCCUUUACAGCAACAGGGUAGGCUUGCGAGGACCGUUUUAAUUCAACCAACCUACAAAAAAAACAAACAAACAAACAAACAAAAAAAACUCACCCCAAGUGGUUUUUAACAAACCUCCUGAAAACAAGCAGCCGACUGAGGAUCUGAGAGACCCGCGAGGAUGCACUUGUUGUCCGCCAGCUGCGUGUGUGCCCUCCUCAUCUGCGCGCUCCUCCGCCAAGUCAGCGGUUUGGAGACUGUUAUCGGCCUGUAUGGGGAAACACUUGAGAUCCCGUGCAGCAAUGGAGCCAUGAAAGCAGAGGACGUCCUGAUCACUAAAUGGAAAUAUGACAAAGGAGAGGGACUUUCGGGAGACCUGCUGGUCAAGCAGAAAAACCAGAAUGUUUCGAUCAGUGCCACAGACGAAUACAAGGGUCGUGUCAGCUUGGCUGCAAACAACAGCCUGCUGCUUUCUGCAGUCAAGCUGUCUGACCAGCGCACAUUCACGUGCAUGGUGGUGGCAGGUGCAGACAUCACAGAAUACCCAGUGAACGUGGUGAUCUACAAGACCCCGGCAGGCCUGGAUAUUUCUGACAAAGCAGAGGAACUAGAGAUUGGCAAACUUAAUAAGCUUGGAAAAUGUGUUGCACAAGACGCCAAUCCCGCUGCAAAUAUCACAUGGCUAAAGAACGAUAUACCUCUGGUGGCUGAUGGGAAAGGGAUUUUCAUCCAAUCCUCUGUGCUGGUGGAUCCUGUCACUGGCCUUUCAACCACUACCUCCAUACUGGAGUACUCGGCCAAGAAGGAAGACACGGAAGCUGAGUUCACAUGCAGCACUCAGCACACUGUGGGCUCAGAGCUGGUGGCCCAACCAGUGACCUUCACAAUCACCUACUCCACAGAAAACAUCAAUCUCCGCAUCAUUGCUCAGGAGCCUCUGGUAGAAGGAGAAAAUGUAACUCUGAAGUGUGAGGCAGACGGUAACCCAGCCCCUACCACCUUUAACUUCCACCUUAAGGGGGAGUUGGUGAAAGUGGAAAACGCAGAUACUUACACCAUCACGAAUGUCUCACGAGACACCACCGGUGAAUACAAAUGCUCUCUCGUUGACAACCCAACAAUGGAAGCAUCUCAGGACAUCACAGUCAACUACCUAGACAUCAAUUUAAGCCCCUCUGGAAAUGUCGUCAAGAGUGCCGGUGAGGCCUUGGAUCUAAAUCUCCUGAUUGAUGCCUCCGGAGACACCAAGGUCUCCUGGACAAAGGAUAAUAAUAAACUGGACAAAGAGCCCAAGUUUACCAAGCUGACUUACGCUGACUCUGGCAGCUACGAGUGUGAGGUGAUGAUGGGGGUCCUCAGCCGAAAAGCUUCUCUUGAGCUGGCAGUCGAAGGUGCUCCAGUUAUCAAACGGCUGAACAAACAUCUGGGUAAAGACGGCAGACAUGAAGUCUUGGUUUGUGAGGCUGAAGGUUCUCCAAAGCCAGCAGUUUCCUGGAGCAUCAACGGCACCUCGCUUGACGAGACUCCCUUCCUCAACGGAAAGAUAACGCACAAGAUCACAGUUGUGCCCACUGCAAAUCUGACUGUCUCUUGUACAGUGUCCAAUGAGUUUGGCGCAGAUAGCAAAACUAUAAAUGUGUCAUCCAUAAUUGAGGAGGUGAGAAUGGAUAAACAAGACCAGUCAGAUGGUAGCGACCAAACCAAGUUGGUGGUCGGAGUUGUAGUGGGUCUCCUCGUUGCCACUGUGGUUAUUGCCCUGGCAUACUUGGUGUACAUGAAGAAAUCAAAGCAAGGAAGCUGGAAGACGGGUGAAAAGGAGGACGGGUCUUCUGAGGAGGAGAAAAAACUGGAGGAGAAAGUAGAGGAGAACAGCCAAAAAGCUGAGGUGUAAAGAAACGGCAACCAUCCUUUGGGAAUGUGAAAGUGAGAACGUGGAACUUUUGCACAUUUCUCUUCACCUCUGUCUUUGGGGAAAAAAAGUGUACAUUUGGAUGACGACAGUUUGGAUUUGGUUUCAGGGAGAAUUUUACUAAAAAGCAUAUCCAAACACUCCCCCGAGCCCCUCAAACCCUCACCCCUCCAUUGCUUAAAAAAAAAAAGAAAAAAGAAUGGAUACUGUAUGUGAUAUACAUAACUUGUCUGCACUACUCGUCUAACUCGUCUACUAUUAGGAUUCAUGUUUGUUAGAAUGGAAUUUGGGAAAGUGAGAAAAUCUUUUGUUAGUUGAUGCAAGUAGAAUUACUACUAGACCAGUUGCCUUUGCUGUAAGGACGCGUAGGCUUGCGUUAGUCUGAAUCUUUGGUCCUCUGAGACAUAGCAGGGACUGAGGGACAUCAUCGCCAUGGCUUCUUAGCUUCACCUCAUCACGGUCAAAAAACCUCUGCCUUCAACAUCAGUGUACCGAAUUGGUUUAUUUGUGUGUUCAUUUCAGUUUCUGUUAAAUCGGCCAUAAAAAAACAUUAAAAUAGAGAUGAAAUCUGAAAGGGCUAAGGGUAUAUUGUUAUACUCAGCAUUAGUUAUAGAUGGUAAUAUAAUUUGCAUUGCAGGAAGUAGGUGAUGUGACCAAGAGGGUUUUAUUUGGCAUUACAUGAUUUUAUUUUUCUCUUUACCUCUUUCAAAGUAACUAGAGAAAAUGCGAAACUCAUUUGAUUUAUUUUUUUUCAAUUGUACUGUACUUUCAGCAUAACCACAGUAUAACACAAGCAGGUAGAUUAUUGAGAGAAUGUAUAACUCAACUCAUAUAACUGGCUUUAAUUUGGCUGUACGGUUUGUUUUACAUAAAGCCAUUGUUUGUUUUCACAAACGCCUGUGAGCCUGUAGCAGUGAAAGGAUUUUUAGUUCCAAGACUGUAAGUAAAUUCUCCAUUUGUGCUCCAUCAGUGUUGAUAUGUUUAUUGUGUAGCUUUGGCAUCCAUUUUUAAUGGAGCACACAAACAGGAUGAGGUGUCUCGCCAUCAUUUGUUUGCCUUCUUUUGAAAAUCUACCUGUUAUUGCUUCAGUUUGUGAUGUGCACUAGGGUUCAUGUUUUCAUGUCAGAUUUGUGUAGAAUACGAUGGAAUGCGCGCAGCUGUACAUGUCACAAUUUUGGUCCGUUUAAGAGCAUUUGCUAAAUUUUGAAAAUGUAUCAAGACCAGGAUGUCAUUGUGAAGUAUGUGAAUUAUUUCUCUUUCUUUUUUUUUUUUGCUAUUUAUAUUGUGCAAGAUGAAAAUGUCCUGGUAGGCAAAUUCAUUAAUCGUCACAUAAUUCGUAACUUGGAUUGAUAGCGUUGGUAAAUUUGCUUGCAGACUUUACAAAACAAGAUAUAAUUAAGUUGUGAGUCAUCAGUAGGUUGCUCAGCGUCUGGUUGAAUAAUAAAUUCAGCAUGUGAUAAUCUCAGACCUCCAAGCUGCUGUUUGUUGCCUACCUUGUGUAAAACCAUCCAAUUGGAAGAAUGACCAAAGAGAGUGAACAUUGCCAUGCAAGUAUUGUAAAUAUCUGAUGUUUGUUUUUGUACUUUUGUUUAAAAUAAAAUGUACAUUUGGAAAAGGUAUGCCCACUGAACAUUAAUUGUGUUGUUACAAUUUACACAUUUUUCAUCUUUUAAAAUAA
Molecule: messenger RNA, 3648 nt
Organism: Plectropomus leopardus (leopard coralgrouper)
Lineage: Eukaryota; Metazoa; Chordata; Actinopteri; Perciformes; Serranidae
Product: CD166 antigen homolog A-like
Biological process (GO): cell adhesion
Cellular component (GO): plasma membrane
Source: RefSeq, a predicted model, not a curated record